This is a messenger RNA of Euleptes europaea (tarantolino), 1648 nucleotides long. RefSeq names its product BTB domain containing 17 (gene BTBD17). The transcript has 3 exons. Lineage: Eukaryota; Metazoa; Chordata; Lepidosauria; Squamata; Sphaerodactylidae. Gene Ontology annotation, molecular function: protein binding. The record is from RefSeq and is a predicted model, not a curated record. Bases 31 to 1482 code for a protein of 483 amino acids.
CCCACAGUGGACACGCUCGAAGAAGGAGCCAUGGCGAAAGCGAUAGGGGUCCGGCACGCCACACCCCGACGAUGGGCCUGCUCCUUAGCUGCACUGUCACUUCUGUGCCUGGCAGCCCAAGCAGUCCAGAAGGCAGACCUUGGCGGGGAUUCUACGGUGGCCACCAUCAACCACUCCCUGUCGUUGCUGCAGCGAUUACAAGAGCUCAUGCACAAUGGGAAUGCCAGCGAUACCACCCUACGGGUGCGCACAACCGGCUCUGAUGAAAUCAAAGUCUUCCACACCCACCAGCUGAUGCUCAGCUUGCAAAGUGAGAUCUUCGAGAGCCUCCUGCACAACCAAACCAUGCUGACCCUCCACGAGUCACCCGACAGCGCUGCCCUUUUUGAAAAGUUCAUCAGGUAUCUGUACUGCGGUGAGAUCUCCAUCCUCCUCCAUCAAGCCAUCCCUCUUCACCGACUAGCUAGCAAAUAUCGGGUCUCCAGUUUACAGCGGGGGGUAGCUGAAUAUAUGAAGAGCCACUUGGCCAGUGAGUCAAACCAGGGCCAUGUGGUGAGCUGGUAUCACUAUGCAGUGAGGAUUGGCGACGAGGCUUUGCAAGAGAGCUGCCUCCAGUUCUUAGCCUGGAAUCUCUCCGCUGUGAUGAACACUGCUGAGUGGGCCUCGGUGAGUGUAGAGCUGCUGCUGCUGUUGCUUGAACGCUCUGACCUGGUCCUUCAAAGCGAACUGGAACUGUACACCGCUGUGGAGGAGUGGGUGGCUACGCAUCAGCCCGAGAGCCCAGUAGUCGAGAAGAUGCUGAGGUCUGUGCGCUACCCUAUGAUCUCCCCCAGCCAUCUCUUCCACCUGCAGAAGCAGUCUUCGGUGAUGGUGAAGCACUAUAACGCUGUGCAGGACCUGCUCUUCCAAGCUUUCCAGUUCCAUUCUGCAUCCCCGAUCCACUUUGCCAAAUACUUUGAUGUCAACUGCAGCAUGUUCCUGCCUCGCAACUACCUCUCCACCUCUUGGGGCUCCCAAUGGGUCAUUAACAACCCGGCUCGGGAUGACCGCAGCACCAGUUUCCAGACCCAGCUGGGACCCAGCAAUCAUGACUCUUCCAAGCGGGUGACUUGGAACGUCCUGUUCUCCCCACGCUGGCUCCCUGUCAGCUUGCGUCCUGUCUAUUCUGAUUCUGUCUCAGGAGCUAUCCAGUCUAUUAGGAUUGAGGAUGGGCGCCCUCGCUUGGUUAUCACUCCAGCCACAACGAGCUCUGACUUUGCUGGGGUAAGUUUCCAGAAGACCAUCUUAGUGGGGGUGAAGCAGCAGGGCAAAGUCUUUGUCAAACAUGCCUACAGCUUCCACCAGAGCACAGAUGAAGUGGCUGACUUCCUGAUGCAUGCCGACUUGCAGAAACGCACUUCUGAAUACCUCAUUGACAAUUCCCUGCACCUGCAUAUCAUCAUCAAGCCAGUUUACCAUUCGCUGAUCAAGGUGAAGAAGUAGAAAGAAGUGGGAAGAAAAGGAAUAGCGGGGCAAGGCAUGGGGUGAGCUCUGCUGGCUUGCAUUGAAGAACGGUGACUCAACCACCAUCCACUGCAAAAAGUUUGAUGCAUAAUCUGUAUUUUGCAAUUUAUGGAUGCCAGAAUGACUUUUUGGGAUAAGCGCACAG